CUCUUGGUGGGGAAGGCGGUACUUUCUGGAAAAACCGUGGAUAAGAAGUAGUAAAAGAGGACUUUUCUGUGCUUUUUCAGUGACAAGUCGGACAAAAUACCGUUAUUCAUAAUCUUAGUUCACAUAUCACGACAUAACAACUUAAAUUACCCUCCAUAAACGCGUUUUAUUAGCAUUUGCCUCAGCUACAAACAGAGGCCAACAUGAAGCUAACGGACAAUGUGCUGCGGAGUUUCAGGGUAGCUAAAGUGUUCCGAGAAAACUCCGACAAAAUUAAUUGUUUUGAUUUUAGUUCAAACGGUGAAACUAUUAUAUCCAGUAGCGACGAUGAUUCUCUAGUCCUGUACGACUGCCAAGAGGGAAAACCCAAGAGGACACUUUAUAGUAAAAAAUACGGGGUAGAUCUCAUCAGGUACACACAUGCAGCCAACACAGUGGUCUACAGCUCGAACAAAAUUGAUGAUACAAUCAGGUAUCUGUCACUUCAUGAUAACAAAUACAUAAGAUAUUUUCCUGGGCAUAAUAAAAGAGUAACGUCCUUAUCCAUGUCUCCUGUGGAUGACACCUUUAUAUCCGGUUCAUUAGAUAAAACUAUUAGACUAUGGGAUCUGCGCUCUCCAAAUUGUCAGGGUCUUAUGCACCUACAGGGGAAGCCGGUCUGUUCCUUUGACCCAGAGGGGCUCAUCUUUGCAGCAGGAAUAAAUUCUGAAAUGGUGAAGCUGUAUGAUCUUCGUUCAUUUGACAAGGGUCCAUUUGCCACCUUUAAACUUCAGUAUGAGCGAACAUGUGAGUGGACUGGGCUUAAGUUCAGUAAUGACGGGAAACUGAUUCUUCUCUCCACAAAUGGAGGAGCCCUGCGCAUCCUGGAUGCUUUCAAGGGUGCUGUACUACAUUCAUUUGGGGGCUACAACAACAGUAAAGGUGUAACAUUGGAAGCAUCCUUCACUCCAGAUUCACAGUUCGUUAUGAUUGGUUCAGAGGAUGGAAAGAUCCAUGUGUGGAACGCAGAGAGUGGGAUGAAGGUGGCUCUUUUAGAUGGGAAGCACACAGGGCCCAUCACUUGUCUGCAGUUCAACCCAAAGUUCAUGACAUUUGCAAGCGCCUGCUCCAACAUGGCGUUUUGGCUUCCAACCAUUGAUGACUGAGGACUGACAUUUUUACAAAGGACUGAUAUAACCUAGUGUGACCAGGAGGUGGCAGUGUUGCCAGUGUCACUACGCAAACUUGUUGUAAAUAUGUUCGUUCAAAAGACUUUUUAAUGUUUGUCUGUUUUUUUAUAUUUUUAUUUAACAUUAAAUGUCUUUGUAAAUA
Messenger RNA from Boleophthalmus pectinirostris (great blue-spotted mudskipper), 1311 nucleotides. It is a transcript of the gene wdr82, whose product is annotated as WD repeat domain 82. Gene Ontology annotation, cellular component: Set1C/COMPASS complex. The transcript is spliced from 9 exons. Gene Ontology annotation, molecular function: protein binding; chromatin binding. Lineage: Eukaryota; Metazoa; Chordata; Actinopteri; Gobiiformes; Gobiidae. The record is from RefSeq and is a predicted model, not a curated record. Bases 204 to 1145 code for a protein of 313 amino acids.